UCCACUCAGCACUGAAGGUUCCCUUCCACAGUCUCAAGACGCUCCCAACGCCCAGCCGGCCACCAUGGUGCACUGGAUCGGAGACGAGAAGCAGGUCAUCACCAACUGUUGGGCCAAGACCGAUGUGUGCACUGUGGGGGGCGAAUGCCUCGCCCGCCUGUUGAUCGUGUACCCCUGGACCCAGAGGUUUUUCUCCAGUUUCGGGAACCUCUCCAGCCCCACCGCCAUCUGUGGCAACCCCAUGGUCAAGGCUCACGGCAAGAAGGUGCUCACUGCCUUCGCGGACGCCAUCAAGAACCUGGACAACAUCAAGGCCACCUUCUGCGAGCUGAGCAAGCAGCACUGCGACGAGCUGCACGUGGACCCCGAGAACUUCAAGCUCUUUGGGUACCAGAUCAUCAUCACCAUGGCGGGCCACUUUGGGAAGGACUUCACCCCACACAUCCAAGCCGUCUUUAACAAGCUGAUCCACGUGGUGGCCCACGCCAUGGCCAGCCAGUACCACUGAAGCCCCCCCGCCCCCCCCGCCCCGAGGGAGACCAGCUGCCGCCUGCUCACCUCGCCCCCCUCGCCACGCCCCUUCUGGUCCUGAUGUGUGACGAUGCUGCCUUUGAAUAAAAAGACACCUCCCUGCA
This is a messenger RNA of Hemicordylus capensis (graceful crag lizard), 635 nucleotides long. Its product is annotated as hemoglobin subunit beta-like. The record is from RefSeq and is a predicted model, not a curated record. Bases 65 to 508 code for a protein of 147 amino acids. Lineage: Eukaryota; Metazoa; Chordata; Lepidosauria; Squamata; Cordylidae. Gene Ontology annotation, biological process: oxygen transport; hydrogen peroxide catabolic process. Gene Ontology annotation, cellular component: hemoglobin complex; haptoglobin-hemoglobin complex; blood microparticle. Gene Ontology annotation, molecular function: oxygen carrier activity; heme binding; peroxidase activity. The transcript has 3 exons.